Messenger RNA from Erigeron canadensis, 1593 nucleotides. Its product is annotated as serine/threonine-protein kinase WAG1-like. Gene Ontology annotation, biological process: protein phosphorylation. The record is from RefSeq and is a predicted model, not a curated record. Bases 53 to 1477 code for a protein of 474 amino acids. The transcript has a single exon. NCBI's taxonomy places the organism in Eukaryota, Viridiplantae, Streptophyta, Magnoliopsida, Asterales, Asteraceae. Gene Ontology annotation, molecular function: ATP binding; protein serine/threonine kinase activity. Gene Ontology annotation, cellular component: cytoplasm; nucleus; plasma membrane.
UACAUUGCCUACAUUAUUCAUUCACAUUUCUUGUUCAUCAUAUUUUUCAAACAUGGAAGAUGAUCACUACAGCUAUUCUUUAUGUCAACAAGAUUCCGAUCUCGAUCUUAGCUUCACAAGUUCGACAUCAAUUGCCACGACUAGUGCUCGCUCUAGUUUGGCCCGUUCAAGUUUAUGUUUGAGCUUUAACGAUUCUACACGAAUUUCAUCUGUCUCUGUAGGUAAUUCAUCUGUUGAGAUUCCUAACCUUAAUUUGCGUCCCCAUAGAAAAGGGGAUGCGAAUUGGUCAGCUAUUAAAGCUGCUACAAAUUUAUCAUCUGAUGGUGCGUUACACCUUAGUCACCUAAAGCUAAUCCGACACGUCGGAUCUGGUAAUCUAGGUCGGGUGUUUCUGUGCCGGUUACGUGAUUAUGAUCAUGCCAACUUUGCGUUAAAAGUUGUUGAUAACAACUUAUUAACAUCAAAAAAGUUGGCACAUGUCCAGACUGAAGCGAGGAUACUGUCCUCGCUUGAUCAUCCUUUUUUGCCUACUCUUUAUGCUCACAUUGAAGCAUCUCACUACACUUGCUUCGUCAUAGAUUAUUGUCCAAACGGAGAUUUACAUUCCUUGCUUCGCAAACAACCUAACUAUCGGUGUCCUAUCGAUACCGUUAGGUUCUUUGCAGCCGAAGUUUUGGUGGCUCUAGAGUACCUUCAUUCCCUUGGAAUCAUUUAUCGUGAUUUGAAGCCUGAAAAUAUUUUGAUCCGUGAAGAUGGUCACAUCAUGUUAUCAGAUUUCGACCUCUGUUUCAAUGCAGAGGUUAUACCGACACUAGUGCACACCAGUGUCGGUACAUAUAACAAAAAACAUAUUAGGAAAUACAUAAACUGUUUCCCUAAGAAAAGAUAUUUUCAAAAAGAAACGACAUUAACAGAAUUCGUGGCAGAACCAACCACGGCCUUUUCAAAAUCGUGUGUCGGGACACAUGAAUACUUAGCACCCGAAUUGGUUAAUGGAAAUGGGCAUGGAAAUGGUGUGGAUUGGUGGGCAUUUGGAGUGUUGAUAUACGAAUUAUUGCAUGGAAUGACACCUUUUAGAGGCGGGUGUAAGGAAUCAACUUUACGAAAUAUUACAUCAGCUAAAGAAUUUAUGUUCGAAUAUAAUGGUGACAUAAAUGGGAUGGUUGAAGCCAAGGAUUUGAUAACAAAGUUACUAGUAAAAGAUCCGCGAAAAAGACUAGGGUGUGCAAAGGGUGCAACCGAUAUUAAAAAACACCCUUUUUUCAAUGGGAUAAAGUGGCCGUUGAUCCGUAUGUACCAGCCACCGGAGAUCCGGGGGUUGGCCGUGAAGAAGAGUAGUAGGGUGCAUGUCGGGGCCGGGUGGCCAUUGUUCAAUAAGAAAAGGCGUGGGUUAUGGAAGGGGCUUAGUUGCUUAUUAUUGAAAAGUAAGGGGGCUAAAUGCAACUUAAACUAUAAUAGACAUUUUUACCGAUAUUAAAUAGGAAAAAGCUAUAUUAGAGGGGAAAAGGUAGUUUAUUUGAGUUAAAGAAGAUUUGUAUAAAGCUAUAUUAUAUACACAAAUGAAAUUUUUGAGCAAGUUUGUGUUUAUAUGUC